AACUGUAGUGGGUGCCUCUCUAGAAACAGACGCGUUCAUUAUAACGCUCGCAGCUCCUCCGCUGAUGCGUCAUUAUAAUAGCAGCCGCGAGUUUUUGUGAUGAAGUCGAGCGUCGUUCUCGCUCACGCAGCUCCGCACUUCACGUGAACGCGCGCGGACGAGCGAAGCUGCGCGGGGUUUAUCAGACCCAAAGUCUUGAUAAUAAACUUUACCAGUGAUCGGAUUAAACAUCAGACGCGAUGCAGCAGACGCCCGCGCCGCAGACGCACGCGGACACCGCGGAUCCAGCAGAUCAGUAUUUAAAGAGACGUCGUACAGCUCUGUGGUGUUCAGUUUCUCUGUUUGGACUCUCUGUUCUGGCUCUUGUGAUCGGACUGCUGUCCGCCACUCAGACUGAUAAUGUGGCCGUGUCUGGAUACUAUCCUGGCAUUAUACUGAGUUUUGGAGCGUUUCUGGGUGUCGUCGGUCUGAACCUGGUGGAGAAUCGCAGGCCGAUGUUGGUGGCGUCAAUAAUUUUCAUCAGUCUUGGCGUCAUAUCGUCUUUUCUCUGUGCGAUCAUCGAUGGCAUCAUUGCGGCCGAGUUCAUCGACAGGAGACCCCUCAUGGAGGGCCGUUGUGAGUUUUUCUCCAGUGUUUCGGGUUAUGGAUACGAGAACUAUUACACAGAGGUAAACUGUCAGUCGUAUGGUAAUCAUUGUAAACUCAAAGUGAGGAGCAACACCUGUUACUGCUGUGACUUACUCACCUGCGACAGUUCCGAUUAUCAAGUGCACUAUUAUGAGUUCAUGGGUGUGAGGAGCUGCUGGGAUGUGGUGUAUCUGUACCGGCUGCUGUGGGCGUGUGUGACACUCAACGUUCUAGGUGUGUUUCUGGGCAUAAUCACCGCAGCCAUCCUUGGAGCCUUCAAGGGCCUGACUCCUGCCGCUCACAGUCAAAUGUCAUCCAGUCCUCCUCCACCCCCUCACAUAAUGUAUAACCCCAACCAACACAUGAUCGCAUACAGCGGCUUCUGCCCCUCUGGACAAACUCUACCGGGAUACCCCAGUUACAGCCUGCCCAUGCAGCACAUGAAUAACUAUCCAGCACUGACCCCAGCUCAGCCGAACCCCGAGACCUCCACCGCAUCCUCAGACGAGCCUCAACCUUCCGCCCAGACCGGAAACCCAGCGGUACCGUCCCAAUCCACAUCUCAGGACACCGGCGGCUACAUGCUGACUCCAAACGCACCCACCCUCUACCCGCACUCUUUAGGGCCCUUCGAGAAGCCUCCACCCUACGCCUGUUAAAACCUCGGACUCACCUCUCUGAUAAUGAAUGUUGAGGGUUUGUGACCCUGCUGCCCUUUCAUUCCGACCGCUAAGAUUCUUCGUGUCUGUGAUUGUGUGAUCCAUCUGGUGGCAA
Molecule: messenger RNA, 1401 nt
Organism: Triplophysa rosa
Lineage: Eukaryota; Metazoa; Chordata; Actinopteri; Cypriniformes; Nemacheilidae
Product: transmembrane protein 255B
Exons: 9
Coding region: 240-1286 (348 amino acids)
Source: RefSeq, a predicted model, not a curated record